CGCUAAACAGCCUUUCCUCCUCUUCACUCAUGCGCCGCUUACGAGAACAAAAAUGGCGUUUCUCCACACUAACCCCCAAACAAUCUCCAACACGCACCCUAUGCUCCAUCUCCUCCCACUCCAAUCCCGAUAAAAUCCUCAUCGACGCCAUCUCCUCAUCACUCCAAAACAACGACACCUGGCACACACUCACCACCAAAUUCCCCACCCUCAACCUCCCCACCUCCCUCAUCAACACAAUCCUCCUCCGCUUCAACCGCCCCGAAACCGCCAAACGCGCCCUAACCUUCUUCCACUGGUCCUCCCACACUCGCAACCUCCGCCACGUCACCUCCUCCUACGCCCUCACCAUCCACAUCCUCGUCAAGGCUCGGUUACUCAUCGACGCUCGCGCUCUCAUCGAAUCUUCUCUCUUAAACUCAACUCGCGACUCCGAUCUACUCGAUUCGUUGCUGGACACUUACGACGUCGCCUCCUCGACUCCGUUAGUCUUCGAUCUACUCGUUCAAGGCUACGCUAAGGCUAGAUUACUCGAAUCUGGACUCGACGUCUUCACGAACCUAACGGAUCGUGGAUUCUCUCUAAGUGUAAUCACUCUCAAUACGUUGAUCCACGUAUCCGUUAGAUCUAAUCGGAUCGAUCUCGUUUGGAGAAUCUACGAAGUAGCGAUUAACAAGAGGCUGUACCCGAACGAGGCCACGAUUCGGAUUAUGAUCAGUGCGUUGUGUAAAGAAGGGAAGUUAAAAGAGAUUUUAAGUUUGUUAGAUAAGAUUCAUAGUGAGAGAUGUUCUCCAUUAGUGAUUGUUAACACUAGUUUGAUUCUUAGGGUUUUAGAUGAGGAUAGGAUCGAUGAUGGGAUGAGUUUGUUGAAGAGGUUGUUACAGAAGAAUAUGGUUUUGGAUGUGAUUGGAUACUCUCUCGUUGUUUACGCGAGGACGAAGGAAGGCGAUUUGGUUAAUGCGCGGAAGGUGUUCGAUGAAAUGCUUAAGAGAGGGUUUUUAGCGAAUGCGUUUGUUUACACGGCGUUUGUCAAAGUGUAUUGCGAGAUUGGUGGUGUUGACGAGGCGGAGAAGUUGUUCGGUGAGAUGAUUGAUCCGUAUGAAGAGACUUUUAACUCUCUGGUCGUUGGAUGUUCGAGGUUUGGAAGAGAAGGAGAGAGUUUGAAGUAUUGUGAGACGAUGGCGGCGAGAGGAUUUGUUCCUAGCUGUUGGGUGUUCAAUGAGAUGGUUGAGAGAGUGAGCGAGGUUGAGAAUUUGAAACGUGCGAACGGAAUUUUAACGAAGUUGAUUGAGAGAGGGUUUGUGCCUGAUGAACGUACGUACUCUCAUCUGAUUCGAGGGUUUGUUGAAGGGAAUGAUAUCGAAGAAGCUCUCAAGAUGUUUUACGAGAUGGAAUUUCGGAAUAUCUCGCCGGGUUUCGAGGUGUUUAGGUUUUUGAUAGUGGGGCUUUGCUCUUCUGGUAAAGUGGAAGUUGGAGAGAAGUAUGUUAGGAUUAUGAAGAGGAGGCUGAUGCAGCCUAAUGCUGAGAUAUAUGAGGCGUUGAUUAAGGCAUUCCGAAAAAGAGACGAUAAAACGAGUGCGGAUAGGGUUUAUGAUGAAAUGAUGUCAAUGAGAUGAUUCAAACUGGGUGGUUAAGCUUGUUUGUAGCUUCAUUUCAAAUUUUCAAGUUUUGAUUGUUACACACAUAGAUAUAGCUGUUAAACAUAAUAUGUGAAGAAGAAAUCGUCAUCAUAAUCUAUUUGUUGCUGGUCGUUCUUGUCUCGGUAGUAAGCGCAUCAGAGAUAGAAGCUAAAGCGCAAGUUGGCAUCAACAAACCUGGUAUAAGUUGGUAGAGUGCAAGUAUUACUCAGAGCCGGUCCUGAAGAAUUGGGGGUCCCAAUCUAUUUUUUUAUUACAAAAAUAUUAAUAUUUGUCCAAAAAAAUGUUUACAAAGAAUUUUUUUAGUUAUAG
Molecule: messenger RNA, 1949 nt
Organism: Eruca vesicaria subsp. sativa (arugula)
Lineage: Eukaryota; Viridiplantae; Streptophyta; Magnoliopsida; Brassicales; Brassicaceae
Source: the annotation of a GenBank genome assembly